UGUCCUGACCAUGGGGGCCCGGAGCCACCCUGGAAUCACACAGGGGACAUCAGAGAGCAAGACAUGUCAUUAAACUACAUCAAGAACUUCUAUGAAGGAUGUCUCAGGCCUCCUACAGUGAUCGGCCAGUUCCACACGUUGUUCUUCGGCUCGGUCCGGAUGUUCUUCCUUGGCGUUCUUGGCUUCGCAGUGUACGGAAACGAGGCUCUGCACUUCAGCUGCGAUCCGGAUCGCCGAGAGCUCAACCUGUUCUGCUACAACCAGUUCAGACCCAUAACACCACAGGUCUUUUGGGCCUUACAGCUGGUAACGGUGCUGGUUCCUGGAGCUUGGUUCCACCUGUAUGCAGCCUGUAAGAGCAUAGACCAAGAGGAAAUUCUUGAACGGCCCAUCUACACUGUCUUCUACAUUAUCUCUGUUCUUCUACGCAUCAUUCUAGAGAUCAUUGCCUUUUGGCUACAGAGCCACAUCUUUGGUUUUCAGGUUCACCCAGUUUACGUCUGUGAUGCCAGCUCCUUGGAAAAGGCCUUCAACGUGACUAAGUGCAUGGUACCAGAACACUUUGAAAAAACCAUCUUCCUCAGUGCAAUGUACACCUUCACUGUGAUCACCAUCCUUCUCUGCAUCGCUGAGAUAUUUGAGAUACUGUGCCGACGGAUUGGUUUUCUCAACAAUUAGUGACAAAACUGCCCAUGCACAAAUACAGUGAGUGAAAGUAUCUAUAUACUUUCCUGUCAAGAACUUUGCUAUGGGGACUUUCAUGAAGCAGAAAGUCAAUGUUAGAGCGAGGGGUCACAGGUGGUGCAACGUCAUUGUGCAGCGCCAAGAGCUCUAACAAGCUGUAAAAAUGUCACAGCUGGCCAGAAACAACUGUACUUUUGGUGUUUUGUUAAGUAUAGAGUGAUCAUUCAUUAUUGUAUUUUAGAACAGAGAGGAUUCUUUAGCGACUGGGUUAAAAUCUGUUACAUGAGUGGACCAGAUGGUCAGAGCAUACCAGUUUCAUAGAUCUAUUAGGUCAUUGACAAUUCUCAAACCUGAUUGUUUCAAUACCUGAGAAUCUAUAAUAAUAAGAGUUCCUCUGAAAUAUAAAGAAAUAUUAUAGGGAUGAACUUAACAUCUAUUACCUUUUAAUGCGAUAAAAGCUUAGAAAACUUAGGCCUUUUCCUUCCUCCUAUUUAUUCCCUUUAUAUAAGGUCAGCAGUAAGAGCACUAUCCAGGGUGCGAUACUAUGAUCUAACAGGACACGUUCAGAUAGAAGUCUAUUAUCUAAGACCAUGAGAAUAUCAUUAGUGACUUUUACCAGAGCUGUUUCAGUGCUAUGAUGAACCUUCAAACCUCACCAAAAAAAAAAAUUGUAAAAGUGCUGACACACUUUAGAAACAAUUUUCUCAGGCAUUUUAGAGAAGAAAGGAAGAUUAGAUAUAGGUCUAUAAUUGCCCAAGUCGUUUGGAUGGAGAGAAAGUUUCUUAGGUAAAUGUUUAAGUACAGCUACCUUUAAAGCCUGUGGUACAUCUCCCUGGAACAGAGAUAAGUUACUCAAUAGAGGGGGGGUAAUAAGAAAGCUCAACUUGAAAAAAGCAGUUCAAACACAGUUCAGGAUUUAUGGUUAUCUCAGACACUAGCAGCAGCUAGGGAUGCCAGAAGGCCCAAGUGCCAACUGUAUUGAUGGUAAAUGGCCUGUACUUGUAUAGUGCUUUUCGAAGUCAGGCGACUUGAUCAUAAUGCUUUAGUCUACAUUCAGUCAUUCACCCAUUCACUCACACACUGAUGGUGUCAAGUUACACUGUAACCACAGCUGCCCUUGGGCUCACUGACGGAAGCAAAGCUGCUGUACACCGAAAGCCAGAGCACGAAGCGACAACCCUCCGAUUGCAAGGCAAAAUCCUGCA
This is a messenger RNA of Cyprinodon variegatus (sheepshead minnow), 1889 nucleotides long. RefSeq names its product gap junction epsilon-1 protein-like (gene gje1a). The transcript has 4 exons. NCBI's taxonomy places the organism in Eukaryota, Metazoa, Chordata, Actinopteri, Cyprinodontiformes, Cyprinodontidae. Gene Ontology annotation, cellular component: connexin complex. The record is from RefSeq and is a predicted model, not a curated record. Gene Ontology annotation, biological process: cell communication. Bases 64 to 678 code for a protein of 204 amino acids.